GGCGGCUCGCUCGGAAGCUGCGACGCCGAGUUUCACUCUGGCUACCUUCUCCUCAGAGUCGGAGUCACAGCCAGAGCCCUGCCCAGGCCGAGCCGGAGCUGCAGCCCGAGCGCGGUGGUGCCCUCAGCCCCGUCCCCUUGUCCUCCUCAGCCUCGUUGGCAAAGGUGCCUUGGAAUUUGUGUCGCUGAGUCAGCAAGCCUUUCAGAUUUGCCCGGUUUUUGUUGUUUGUGGUUUGUAUCAAGAUGGGAACUCAAACAAGUCAUUCCUCCUAAGGAGCUGGUGUCUUCAUCCAGAAGGGACAGUUUGUGUCAGCUCUCCAGAAAGAAAAGAUCUGCCGGAGGCGCUGGGCAAUGACCCCGGGACUCCAGGCCAGAGGGGUCUGAAGCCGUUUGGGAAAGCAGCGGGACUCCUUGGGAAGAUGGCCAUGGCCCCAAGCCCUUCCCUGGUACAGGUGUACACCAGCCCUGUGGCUGUGGCCGUGUGGGAAUGGCAGGAUGGGCUGGGCACCUGGCACCCCUACAGUGCCACCGUCUGCAGCUUCAUCGAGCAGCAGUUUGUCCAGCAGAAGGGCCAGCGUUUUGGGCUUGGGAGCCUGGCCCACAGCAUUCCCUUGGGCCAGGCAGACCCCUCGCUGGCCCCUUACAUUAUUGACCUCCCCAGCUGGACCCAGUUCCGCCAGGACACCGGCACCAUGCGGGCUGUGCGGAGACACCUGUUCCCCCAGCACUCAGCCCCUGGCCGAGGUGUCGUCUGGGAGUGGCUGAGCGACGAUGGCUCCUGGACCGCCUACGAAGCCAGCAUCUGUGACUAUCUGGAGCAGCAGGUGGCCAAGGGCAACCAGCUCGUGGACUUGGCCCCCCUGGGAUACAACUACACUGUCAACUACGCCACCCACACGCAGACCAACAAGACUUCCAGCUUCUGCCGCAGUGUGCGGCGCCAAGCAGGGCCGCCUUACCCGGUGACCACCAUCAUCGCUCCGCCAGGCCACACAGGCAUCGCCUGCUCUUGCCACCAGUGCCUCAGUGGCAGCGGAACUGGCCCCGUGUCAGGCCGCUACCGCCACUCCAUGACCAACCUCCCUGCAUACCCCGCCCCCCAGCACCCCCCACACAGGACCGCUUUUGUGUUUGGGACCCACCAGGCCUUUGCACCGUACAACAAACCCUCACUCUCUGGGGCCCGGUCUGCGCCCCGGCUGAACACCACCAACCCCUGGGGUGCGGCUCCUCCCUCCCUGGGGAGCCAGCCCCUCUACCGCUUCAGCCUCUCCCACCUGGGACCGCAGCACCUACCCCCAGGAUCCUCCACCUCCGGUGCAGUCAGUGCCUCCCUCCCCAGCGGUCCCUUGAGCAGCCCAGGGAGCGUCCCUGCCACUGUGCCCGUGCAGAUGCCAAAGCCCAGCAGAGUCCAGCAGGCACUCGCAGGCAUGACGAGUGUUCUGAUGUCAGCCAUUGGACUCCCCGUGUGUCUUAGCCGCGCACCCCAGCCCACCAGCCCUCCCGCCUCCCGUCUGGCUUCUAAAAGUCACAGCUCAGUUAAGAGAUUGAGGAAAAUGUCCGUGAAAGGAGCGACCCCGAAGCCAGAGCCAGAGCAGGUCAUAAAAAACUACACGGAAGAGCUGAAAGUGCCCCCAGAUGAGGACUGCAUCAUCUGCAUGGAGAAGCUGUCCGCACCAUCUGGAUACAGCGAUGUGACUGACAGCAAGGCAAUUGGGCCCCUGGCUGUGGGCCGCCUCACCAAGUGCAGCCACGCCUUCCACCUGCUGUGCCUGCUGGCCAUGUACUGCAAUGGCAACAAGACUACCAGCUCAGUGGGUUGCGUCUGCCUCUGUCAGGAUGGAAGUCUGCAGUGUCCCUCCUGCAAAACCAUCUAUGGAGAGAAGACAGGGACCCAGCCCCAGGGAAAGAUGGAGGUAUUACGGUUCCAGAUGUCGCUCCCCGGCCACGAGGACUGCGGGACCAUCCUCAUAGUUUACAACAUACCCCAUGGCAUCCAGGGCCCUGAGCACCCCAAUCCCGGAAAGCCGUUCACUGCCAGAGGGUUUCCCCGCCAGUGCUACCUUCCAGACAACGCCCAGGGCCGCAAGGUCCUAGAGCUCCUGAAGGUGGCCUGGAAGAGGCGGCUCAUCUUCACAGUGGGCACUUCCAGCACCACAGGUGAGACAGACACCGUGGUGUGGAACGAGAUCCACCACAAGACAGAGAUGGACCGCAACGUUACGGGCCACGGCUAUCCCGACCCCAACUACCUGCAGAACGUGCUGGCUGAGCUGGCUGCCCAGGGGGUGACCGAGGACUGCCUGGAGCAGCAGUGACCUUGCACCCCAGCACGCCCGCCUCUGGUGGCCACCCCGCUGCCCCAUGGCUGGCUGGGUGGCCAGGCAGGAAGUGCCCAGCCUGAGAGGCUGGGAGAUUUGUUGAGGGUGUGGGGUGUGCCCCACCUGAAGCCGAGGCUCCCCCUGCCUGCCUCUCUCUCCUCCUCCCCUCCGAGAAUUGGGCAGCCCUGGGCAUUUGUACUCAUGGGGGCUUAAGAUGCAGCUACCUCAGUGCGCAGGGCCCGUCUGUCCUCUGGGGGCUGCUUCGGGCCCGCAGUGCUCGGGGCCUGGCGUGGGGUGAGUAGAGACUUCCCCAGCCUGGACGGGCGUGGGUUCUGGGUCAGCUUCUUUUACCUCAAUUUUGUUUGCAAUAAAUGCUCUAUAGCCAAAGCCA
Nomascus leucogenys (northern white-cheeked gibbon) is the source of this 2711-nucleotide messenger RNA. RefSeq names its product deltex E3 ubiquitin ligase 2 (gene DTX2). Gene Ontology annotation, cellular component: nucleoplasm. The transcript has 11 exons. Bases 419 to 2317 code for a protein of 632 amino acids. NCBI's taxonomy places the organism in Eukaryota, Metazoa, Chordata, Mammalia, Primates, Hylobatidae. Gene Ontology annotation, biological process: Notch signaling pathway; protein ubiquitination. Gene Ontology annotation, molecular function: ubiquitin protein ligase activity; zinc ion binding. The record is from RefSeq and is a predicted model, not a curated record.